AUGCGCGCCCCUGUGGGAGCCAACCGCCGCAACGGACGCUGGGAGCAGUUGCAGGACAGAGUCCCGCCCCCAGUGGGCGUGCCAUCUGCAGUGCUGGGAGCGGAUGUGACCCUGAAGCCUGGUGCCUCCGUGACUCCUUUCAUGGCACAGCCCUUUCCCCAGCCCACUACUGGCCCCGCCCACCGGCCACCUGGGGAGCAGCACCUGCCGCCCCUCAGGACCCCGUCAUUCCCUCCUGGCAGCCCCCUGGUGUUGCCUGCUUUGCCCAAGACACCUCUGGUGGCAGGAGAUGCUGAUCAAGGCCCCCUUGGGCCUGGGGCCUGUAACAUCAUGGACCAGGUCAGGUCAGAAGGGGGACGACCACAGCCCUCCCAGACUCAGACCAUUGUCCUGACUCAGGCCCCACCCAACUGGAAUGCUCCAGGGACCACUUGUGGGGGUGCUGUGUGUCCUGCACCCCUCUUCUUGGAAGCCUCUGCGGUGGAGACGAUUAUGCCCGCCUCGGCUUUUGGGGGCACCCAGGCCAGCGAUGGAGGCUGGUGUCCCAGCCUUCCUCCUCAAGCUCCACCACCAGCUGCCCAGCUGGCCCCCAUCGUCCCCUCAGUGAAUGCUGGGGCUUUGAGGAAGGGUGGCCUGGCCACCUCCCAGUCCAAGACCUCUCCGGAUGACUCCUGCAACCCCAACAGUGUGUACAAAAAUUUCCGACGUUGGCAGCGCUUCAAGGCCCUGGCCCGGAGGCACCUUCCCCAGAGUCCUGAUGCGGAAGCUCUGUCCUGCUUCCUCAUCCCGGUGCUCCGGUCCCUGUCCCGCCUGAGGCCCACCAUGACGCUGGAGGAGGGAAUGUGGCGGGCCAUGCAGGAAUGGCAGCGCAAGAGCAACUUUGACCGGAUGAUCUAUUAUGAGAUGGCAGAAAAGUUCAUGGAGUUUGAGGCAGAGGAGCAGAUGCAGUUUCAGAAGUUGCAGUUGAAGAAGGGGGUUCAGACCCAGCCUCCUCCUGCCCCACCGAGACCUGAUCCUCGGGGGCCCCCAGCCCCAGUGGUGGACGGGCAGCCAGCGUGCACUCCCAGGAAGGCCUUACCCAGUGCCCAGCCCAUCCGAAGACACCAACGGCCCCAGGAGACAAAGUCACCCAAUGAGAUCCCCCCGGAGGCCGUGAGAGAGUACAUGGACAUCAUGGACAAUCUGCUGGGACUGCCGCACUCAGCCGCAGAGGCGCCAGGGGGAGGAUGGGAAGAUGAAGUAAAGGAGUGGCUGCAGGACGAGGGUCUCCUGAGCUACCUGGACCAGCUGUGCUCCCAGGAAGACUUUGUCACCCAGGUGGAGGCGGUCAUUCACCCCCAAUUCAUGGAACAAAUAAUUUCCCCAGACGCACAGCAGGAUCCCUUGGCCCUAGCUGAGGAGUUGGAGCAGGAAGAAGGGCUCACUGCUGCCCAGCUGGUAGAGAAGCGACUCCUGGCCUCCAAGGAGGGGGGCGUGCAGGCACCCUCAAGUCACGGUGCUCCCCUGUUGAACUCAAGUUCUUCUGAGUCUGAGAUCGGCCAAGAUGCCCAGAGGUGUGACCGUGGCCCCCAGCUGGGGGCCUUGCCUGCCCUGGAGGUCGGGGGCCCCGGGGAGCUGCCCAGUCCCAGUUUUUUCAAACACUAG
Messenger RNA from Myotis myotis, 1644 nucleotides. Its product is annotated as NUT family member 2G-like. Lineage: Eukaryota; Metazoa; Chordata; Mammalia; Chiroptera; Vespertilionidae. Bases 1 to 1644 code for a protein of 547 amino acids. The record is from RefSeq and is a predicted model, not a curated record. The transcript is spliced from 8 exons.